This is a messenger RNA of Salvia miltiorrhiza (redroot sage), 2529 nucleotides long. Its product is annotated as sister chromatid cohesion protein SCC4. NCBI's taxonomy places the organism in Eukaryota, Viridiplantae, Streptophyta, Magnoliopsida, Lamiales, Lamiaceae. Bases 105 to 2273 code for a protein of 722 amino acids. The transcript has 13 exons. The record is from RefSeq and is a predicted model, not a curated record. Gene Ontology annotation, molecular function: protein binding; double-stranded DNA binding. Gene Ontology annotation, biological process: mitotic sister chromatid cohesion; maintenance of mitotic sister chromatid cohesion. Gene Ontology annotation, cellular component: SMC loading complex; chromatin.
AAAAAGAACAGAAAAAAAAGAAAAAGAAAAAAAGAAUCCCGGAACAUUUUGCUUCGAAUUUUCUGGCUGAACAUGACGGAAGGUAUCUAGCAGUAGCGCCGGUGAUGGAAGCGGUGGCGGAAGGGCUGUGGGCGCUGGCGGAGCAGCACGAGCAGCAGCGGGAAAUACGGGAGGCCGUCAAAUGCCUCGAAGCCAUUUGCCAGAGCGCGGUGUCGUUUCUCCCUAUAAUCGAAAUCAAAACGCGCCUCCGCCUCGCCGCGCUUCUUAUCAAGCACUCACACAACGUCAACCACGCCAAAUCUCACCUCGAACGAUCCCAACUUCUGUUGAAGUCAAUUCCUUCUUGCUUUGAGCUGAAGUGCAGAGCAUAUAGUUUGUUGAGCCAAUGCUACCAUCUUGUGGGAGCAAUUCCUUCACAAAAACAAAUGCUUAACAAAGGUUUAGAACUUGCGGCUGUUUCUGGAGAGGGGUUUGCGGGGAAAUUGUGGUCUUGCAACUUCAACUCUCAGCUUGCAAAUGCCCUGAUAAUUGAGGGAGAUUACCAUGGGUCGGUUUCAGCUUUGCAACAAGGCCUUACAAUUGCAGUAGAGAUGUUUUAUCCAGAAUUGCAGAUGUUUUUUGCUACUUCGAUAUUGCAUGUGCGUGUGAUGCAGUGGGACAGUACACUUCUUGUAGAAGACUCUGUCAAUGGAUGCAGUCUUAUAUGGGAAUCUCUUGAGCCUGAGAAAAAACAACAGUGCCCCGGUUUACUGUUUUACUAUGAGCUGCUGCAAUUGUUUUAUCUUCUACGGAUAUGUGACUACAAGACUGCUGCUCAACAUAUUGAUAAAUUGGAUGCUGCUAUGAAGUCUGACUUGCAAAGGAUGCAACAUAUCCGAGACCUCACCAAUGAACUAAAGGCAUUGAAUCAAACUCUGUCACGCUCUGACUUGAACUACAAAGACAGAUCUGCUCUUGCUGAAAAACAAACUAAUCUUGAGGAACAGCUUAGUAAUUACAGAGGAGAGACUUCAACUGGGAAAGAAACCCUGGAACCUGCAUAUUUUGGGAAUGUGAAGCGAGCAUGGGCUGAAAAGCUGGAGUUGGCUCCACCUCCUAUUGAUGGGGAAUGGUUGCCAAGAAGUGCAGUUUAUGCAUUAGUUGAUCUUAUGGUGGUUGUUUUCAGCCGGCCAAAAGGGCUUUUUAAGGAGUGUCUGAAGAGGAUUGAAUCUGGUGUACAAAUCAUCCAAGAGGAGCUAGUGGAGUUAGGUGUUACUGAGGGCAUUACAGAAGUCGAGUUGCAGCACUCUGCAAUUUGGAUGGCUGGUGUCUAUUUAAUGCUUCUAAUGCAGUUCCUAGAGAACAAAGUAGCAAUUGAUCUUACACGAAGUGAAUUCGUAGAAGCGCAAGAGGCUUUGGUGCAGAUGAGAAAUUGGUUCAUACGAUUUCCAACCAUCCUACAGGCUUGUGAGAGUACUGUUGAGAUGCUAAGGGGCCAGUAUGCUCAUUCCGCUGGCUGUUAUGAUGAUGCUGCUUUUCAUUUUCUUGAAGCAUCAAAGUUGACUCAGAGCAAAUCACUGCAAGCCAUGAGCCACAUUUAUGCAGCAGUCUCCUUUAUUUGUAUGGGCGAUGCUGAAUCUUCAUCAAAGGCUGUUGAUUUGAUCGGACCUGUUUUAGCUGUGAUAGAUUCUUUUGUAGGGGUGCGAGAAAAGACCACUGCCCUGUACACUUAUGGAUUUAUACUCAUGAGGCAACAGAAUUUACAAGAAGCCAGAAUCCGACUAGCCUCUGGCUUGCAGAUCACCCAUACUUAUUUGGGGAAUCUUCAACUCGUUUCACAGUAUUUGACUGUGCUAGGAAAUUUGGCACUGGCUCUGCACGACACUGGACAAGCUAGAGAAAUCUUAAGAUCUGCUCUAACUUUGGCGAAGAAACUCUAUGACAUUCCAACACAGAACUGGGUUCUUUCAAAUAUGACAGCUUUAUACCAGCAAACAGGAGAGAGAGGAAGCGAAAUGGAGAACACCACGUACCUGAGUAGGAAAGCAGAUGACUUGCAGCAAAGACUUGAUGCUGCGCGUUCGAAUGUUCAUCACGACGAACUGAUCGGCAGAGUGAAACUCCAAGUUCAUCAAUUGAGCGAACACGAGAUGAAGCAGGCGAUAGCUGGCCCUUCCAAAACUAUCGACCUCGACAUUCCCGAAUCUGUCGGCCUUCCGGCUGCGUCGCCGAUGCGGUCGUCGGCGAGGUUGAUGGAUGUGGACAUUGGGAGGCUUCGGAAGAGAAGAUUAUAGUGUCCCACUUGUUUGAACAUGUCAAAUCAUGCAACGAUGGAAGGCCAAAUGCGUACAAGUUUGAGCUUCAAUUUAAUGUAAAUGUCCCUCUAUUUCUUAUAUUAUAGAUUUGUUCCUUUCCUUUUCUUUUUGUUACGAGAAAAAAUUCUUUAGCCUAUAUGGGGACUCUAGGUAAAUCUCGUUUCUGUACAAUGUAUAGGAGCUUAUUUUAUCUGUUGGCAGUAAAUCUGGUCUUUGAAGGUCCUUUCGCUAUUAA